Messenger RNA from Pleurotus ostreatus (oyster mushroom), 1095 nucleotides. RefSeq lists its product as uncharacterized. Lineage: Eukaryota; Fungi; Basidiomycota; Agaricomycetes; Agaricales; Pleurotaceae. The record is from RefSeq and is a predicted model, not a curated record. The transcript has 4 exons. Bases 1 to 1095 code for a protein of 364 amino acids.
AUGGCGCAGGCAGAUCUUGAGGACCAGCCGGCUCGCACGAUCAAUACCUGUGCAUCUAACAAGACAGCACAUCCAGGUCAGAUCAUCCGUGACAAUACCCAGAAACACCGCUCAUCAGCAGAGGUGCGAGCCGCGAACAACGCAAAAAAGGCUGACAAGCUUAUGAAAAGUUUAAUCGACGACCAGGCACAUCACAAUGCCCUGGACAAAAUCGCAGAGGAAGAGGAGUGCUUGUUUCUCGAGGAUUUUGCAAGGCGCUGUGUUGCCGAGUGUCCAGACAUCGAUGUUGGUGGAGAGUCUGGUACCAAUAGGGAUGUGUCAAUCAUUGACGACAUCCGAAAGUUCCAGUUGUCCAAGCAUGCUAUGAAGGCUAGCAAGCCUAAAAAAGUCACCAGCAGAGUGGUGAAUGUAUCUGAUGGCAAAGAAGGGGGCGCGAGCAUGAGUGAGGGCCCAUCACUUCCAGACAUCAAUGCUCCAGACUUCACAUGGGAGGAUGUCGAAGUCCAGGAAGUAGAUUCUGUCACUGUUGUCGAUGUAUCAGAUACAGAUUCCCAAGACCAUGAGUAUCAGCCUACCAGAGACGAAGAGCGGAGUGACGUUGAAGAUAUGGAUGUGAUCGCGAUUCCGGAGAAGAAAACUAGCUCGACCUCAAAGGGCAAAGCAGCUCAGGCUACCAGCGGGAAAAGGGAGCGAGGGGUCGUUCAAGCAGAUGUACUUGCUCAACGUGAGAGGCUGAGAGAGGCCAUGUUGGUGGGAACAAAACGGAAAGCUCAAGGCGCUUCAACUGGUGGGAGUAUCAAAGACCAUGAAAGCGGCAAGCACGCCAAAACCACAGGGCUAGGUGGACUUAGAAAGGACUGGCACCCACCCAAUCAGUUGAAGCCUGAGCAACGAAGCUCUGCUUCCCAUGCCACCAGCCGUGAACUUCCCACCAACUUGAACAAUGGCCUGAGUGACCACGACGACAAUGUUCAGACGGAUGGGGAGUGGGAUGCUGAUGAAACCACCGACAUGCUCGAAGCCGUUCGCACUAGCAAGACCGCGACUGUCCGACAAGCAGGGCUGCAAGCAAGUACCCAGGGCCCUGGCAUCUGA